Brenthis ino (lesser marbled fritillary) is the source of this 315-nucleotide messenger RNA. The record is from the annotation of a GenBank genome assembly. NCBI's taxonomy places the organism in Eukaryota, Metazoa, Arthropoda, Insecta, Lepidoptera, Nymphalidae.
AUGGUCGACCUUCUCCAGAAACACUUAACACCUAUGAAGAAGUCUUUAACAACAAAAGUCACACACCUAAAUUCAAGAAAGGCGUGGAUAUCAGAAGAAACGUGGAAGGCGAUUAAUGAAAAGAAAAGACCUCCUAACCAGAAGGGGACUCUGAGAAAGCUCAGUAUAACACCAUAUCAGCGCGGGUUCAAUGCUUAUGCCGUAGAGACUACAAACCAAUAUCUGAACUCGAUAUGUGAAGAUAUUGAGGACCAUGCUAGGACUCUGCACACCAAAGACCCUGUUUCUACGAGUGAAAAGCAUCACACGAGAGUU